Molecule: messenger RNA, 1375 nt
Organism: Pocillopora verrucosa
Lineage: Eukaryota; Metazoa; Cnidaria; Anthozoa; Scleractinia; Pocilloporidae
Source: RefSeq, a predicted model, not a curated record
GGGAAAUCUGCUAUUCAUAGAAUCAUCACCCUGAGAUAAACGACACUCACUGAUAACAUAAAGUUGAGCUUUUGGCGAAGAAAUAGUAGUCAUAUUAUGGCGGAUAAGUCGAAGAAAACCAUUUGUCUUUUCAAUUGCGAUAACACCUAUAAGCUAGAUGUGGUUGAGGCGUUCCUGAUGGAAAUGAAUAAGAAACAUGGCUUCAACUUCGCGAUUGGGAAGCACAACUUUGAAUUGCAACAAUUGGCUGAUUAUUGUAAGACCAAAAUUCCUCAAAUUCAGAUGGAUUGUGCAAUUUUUGUCGUACAGGCACACGAGUCGCGUCUCUCGAUCAACGAAGAUAAUGCGGGGAUUGGCUACGCGAAGAUCUACAGAGCUUUGUUAGAUGCCACAGACAACAAGGUGUUGAUCGUCAUCGGUGGCGAUGAUGAAUACAAACAAGAUGAAGACGAGGAAAGACAGGUUGUUAUCUCACGCUGGGCACGAAGGAAAGUGGAGUCACAGUUUGAUGAAGAGUAUCUCGAUGGAAGAAAGAGCUUCAUUUUUUCUUGGAAUAAGACUCAUAGAAAAAUCCACGAAGAGGCGCUAUUGCAUUACUUUGAUCCAAGCAAAAAUGGGGAAAAGUUCCAAUACCAACCAAAACUGAAACAAAAACAAGAACCAACAACUCACUACGACGAGGCACCGCUUGGAGAUAGCAAGGAAACACCUUUUCCAAGAGGAAAUGCAAGGCAGGAAAAACCCUCCGUUGAGCCGAAAUUUGUAGGCGAGAAACAUCAUUAUGAAGGAAAUGAAGCAAGUGAAAGGACAGGAAUGAACGAAACUAGUGAGUUAAGACGUUCCCAAAAUCAACCUUAUUAUGGAGUUGUUAUUGACCUGUCUUUGUUUAUCAAAGCUGCAGCCGUGAGAAGCGAUCCUCAUUACCCAGAGGGCAUUGUACUCCUGGAGACACGUUUGGUUCAUGGCGAGAUUUCAUACAAAAAGUGGCACAUUAGAAAACGACAGGGUGCAUGGGAGCCUUCUAACUCACAAGUUUCGAAUGUAAAAUCAGACAAGUCAGAAGGAAGUUUUUCAGUGCAGUUUAAGAGUAAAGGGAACGGUGGGGUUAGCUACGUUUUUAUCCCCACACCUUGGUGGCGCAGAUGUUUUGAUUGCUUUAGGAUGUGUUGUUGUUUUUGUAGUUGUUGUCAUUAAAAUCAGUAAGGACUUUGCGGCAAGAAAGGGUGUCCUCUCUUGACUUUCAAUUUUCAGAUCUUUACCACACUGUCAAAUCAAGGAAUCUGCUUGUUUUCGCCACCUGCUGUCGCUUAAUAGCAAAACUUUGCAAGAGCUAAUUCAGAUUCCCUAUACAUCAGUCCCCGAAAAAAUUGGACGU